UUUAUUGCCAUCUUACCCAUCAUCUAUACCCACCAAAUACUCAAAAUCCACAACUUAUACCCACAAUGCCAAUCACCAGAGCCAGCUCAAAACAACAAAAACAACAACAAUUUGAAAUCGUAGAGGGCCCUGGUUUUAUAGUCGAAAAAAGAAAGAGAAAAACACGAUCUAAUAACUCCUCCACAAACGAGUCUUCAUCAAAUGAUUCCUCAAGAUCUUCCAUUAGAUCACUAAGACCAAUUAAAGUUCUUUCGUCUCCAAUUACAUCCUCAUCCUCAUCUUCAUCUCCAUCCAAACCAAUCUCAAAACCACAAUCACAAUUAAAAAAAGAACCAAAACCAAAACCAAAACUGAUUUCAAAUACCAAGUCGCAAAAACCAUCUAAUGAUUUACCCAACUUAAACGAUUCAAUGGAUUCAAAUCAGCCAAAAUUAUUACGAACAUUAAGAUCAAAUAAAAAUAAACCAACCAUUUAUAAUCUCGAUUCUGAUUCUGAUUCUGAUCUCGGUUCUAGUUCGGCACUAAAAAAACUUCCAAAUUCAAUUCCAGAUUCAAGUUCAAAUCAUCAUUUAAAAUUGGAGUCUAAUGACAAUCUUGAUAAAAAUUCAGAUUUGGAAAAUACUGAUACAAUCACUAAAAAAAGAAAAUUAAAUCCUCCAAUUCCAACUCCAGCUUCGAUUCCAACUUUAACUUCAACUUCAAAGAUAAAUUCAAAUUAUCAUUCCAAAUCUGAUUCUGAUUCUGAUUCUGAUUCUAAUUCUAAUUCUAAUUCCAAUUUUAAUUCUAAGUUAAUAACAUUCUUUAAUUCAAAAUCAAAAUCAAAAUCAAAAUCAAAAUCAAAAUCAAAUUUUGAUUCCGAAUCCGAAUCCGUUUCGUACUCUGAUUACAAAGCUUCUAACGAUUCCGAAUCCUAUUCCGAUUCCGAUUACGAGCCUUAUUCAAAUCCUUUUUUAAAAAAAUAUAAAAUUAAAAAACCUAUUGUAAAAACUCCUUUACCCAAAGAUUUUGGCAACGGAUCAAAAAAAGAUAAAGCAACAAUUGGUUUUCUUAACAGUUUAGAUGAUGAGAAUGAAGAUAAGGACAAAAAUGAAAAUGAAAAUGAAAAUGAAAAUACGGAAAAGAAAGCCCUUGCUCGUAACUAUCCUAGAAGACUUAAAAAACCAGAUAGAAAAUUAACCUAUUAUGAAAGAACAACCAAAAAAUUGUACGAGCUUCACCCUGAAUUAAAAAACGUCUUUAAAAAAUUGGAAGAUUUCAAAACAAUUAAAAAUGUCAAAGCAAAUCAGCCCCCUGGUUUAAAUAUUCAAUUGUUACCAUUUCAAUUAGAAGGUUUAAACUGGCUAUUAAAUCAAGAAAAGUCUCUAUUUAAUGGUGGAAUCCUAGCCGAUGAAAUGGGUAUGGGUAAAACAGUUCAAACCAUUGCUCUAUUAUUAUCCGAUAAAACUAAAAAACCAAAUUUGGUUGUUGCUCCAGCUGUAGCAAUAAUUCAAUGGAAAAAUGAAAUUAAUCAACAUACUAACAACGCCUUAAAAAUUGAAUUAUUUCAUGGUGCUACAAGAAACAAUAAUGUGAAUCAUUUAAAGUCUUGUGAUGUCAUUCUAACAACUUAUUCUGUUCUAGAAUCUGUCUAUAGAAAACAAGAAAAGGGUUUUAGAAGAAAUCAUUUUCUCGUCAAAGAAAAAUCUCCUUUACACUCAAUUCUUUUUUAUAGAAUCAUUCUAGAUGAAGCUCAUAAUAUUAAAGAUCGUAACUCAAAUACCUCAAAAUCAGCAAACGCUUUAAUGGCCGAAAAAAGAUGGUGUCUCUCAGGUACUCCUCUACAAAAUAGAAUUGGUGAAAUGUAUUCUUUGAUUCGUUUUCUAAAAAUCAAUCCCUUUUCCAAUUAUUAUUGUCUUUCUUGUGAUUGCUCUUCAAAAACUUGGAUUAUGGUUGAAAAACAUUGUGAAAUUUGUGGUCACCAUCCAAUGAGACAUCGUAAUUAUUUCAACCAUUUCAUGUUGCAUAACGUUGUUAAAUUUGGUAUUCAAGGUGAUGGUCUAAGAGAUUUUAAAUACAUGCAAUGCCUCUUAAAAAACAUCAUGUUAAGAAGAACUAAAAUCGAAAGAGCAAGUGAUUUAGGUUUACCUCCAAGAAUCGUUGAAAUUAGAAGAGAUCUAUUUAAUGAAGAAGAAAAAGAUCUUUAUCGGUCGUUAUACACUGAUUCAAAAAGACAAUUUAACUCAUAUGUUAAUGAGGGUGUGGUCUUAAAUAAUUAUGCCAACAUCUUCACUUUAAUCACAAGGAUGAGGCAAUUAGCUGAUCAUCCUGAUUUGGUUCUAAGAAAAGUACCAAACUCGGCAACAACCAAUAAAUCAGAUAAUGACAAAGUUAUCAAGGCUCUAAAGUUUCGAUUUCAAAAUUUGGUUUGUCAAUUAUGUGACGAUCAAGCUGAAGAUGCAAUCGAAUCAAAAUGCCAUCAUAAAUUUUGCAGAUUAUGUAUCAAAGAAUAUAUCGAAAGUUUUACUGGUGAAGAAAAGGAUUUGCAAUGCCCUGUGUGUCAUAUUGCUUUGGCUAUUGAUUUAUCCCAAUCUCCAAUAGAGGUAGAUGAAAAUGUCUUAAAGAAAUCUAACAUUGUUAAUAGAAUCAAUUUGGCUGAUGAAUGGAGAUCUUCAACUAAAAUCGAGGCUCUAGUUGAAGAAUUGUAUAAUUUAAGAAAUGAUAGACAAACAAUUAAAUCAAUUGUUUUUUCUCAGUUUACUAGUAUGUUAGAUUUAGUUGAGUGGAGAUUGAAAAGAGCUGGUUUUGAAACUAUCAAACUUCAAGGUUCAAUGAGCCCAACUCAAAGAGAUAGCUCUAUUAAAUACUUUAUGGAAAACAUUAAUGUUGAGGUGUUCUUAGUAUCCAUCAAAGCUGGUGGUGUUGCACUUAAUUUAUGUGAGGCAUCUCAAGUUUUCAUAUUGGAUCCAUGGUGGAACCCUUCAGUAGAAUUUCAAUCUGGUGAUAGAGUUCACAGAAUUGGUCAACAUAGACCUGUAAAGAUUACCAGAUUUUGUAUUCAAGAUAGCAUUGAAUCAAAAAUUAUCGAAUUACAAGAAAAGAAAUCAAAUAUGAUCAAUGCCACAAUUGAUCAGGACGAAGGAUCUACCAACAGAUUAACGACAGAAGACCUUCAGUUUCUUUUUUCCUUUUAGAUUUAUUUUUUUAUUUUUUUAUUUUUUUAUUAAUUUUAUUAGAAUAGAAUUGGUUGCUUUUAUUUGAAACAAUCCAAAUUUAACACUUGCAAAUCGAUACCC
Messenger RNA from Ascoidea rubescens DSM 1968, 3272 nucleotides. RefSeq names its product DNA repair protein RAD16 (gene RAD16). Lineage: Eukaryota; Fungi; Ascomycota; Saccharomycetes; Ascoideales; Ascoideaceae. The transcript has a single exon. The record is from RefSeq and is a predicted model, not a curated record. Bases 66 to 3170 code for a protein of 1034 amino acids. Gene Ontology annotation, molecular function: ATP-dependent chromatin remodeler activity; metal ion binding; ATP binding.